This is a messenger RNA of Capsicum annuum, 1465 nucleotides long. RefSeq names its product transcription initiation factor IIB. The record is from RefSeq and is marked provisional. Lineage: Eukaryota; Viridiplantae; Streptophyta; Magnoliopsida; Solanales; Solanaceae. Gene Ontology annotation, molecular function: TBP-class protein binding. Gene Ontology annotation, biological process: DNA-templated transcription initiation; transcription preinitiation complex assembly. Gene Ontology annotation, cellular component: nucleus; transcription preinitiation complex.
UUAACUGGAGCUGAUUAAGUUCAUACUUAUGAGCAACCUACUCCAAAUAGUAAAUUAUUGCACUCUAGCCCCCUCGCUUUGCUAAUUGAAAUCGGAAAAAAUGCGGUGUCCGUACUGUUCGGCGGAGCAAGCGCGGUGCGCCACCAGCACCAGCGGCCGACCAAUUACCGAAUGCACAUCCUGCGGCCGUGUAGUGGAGGAGCGAUUAACUCAAUCCCACCAUCUUUUUCAUACUCGUGCACAAGAUUCCCCUCUUUGUCUCGCCACUUCCGACCUCCCUACUCUUCCCAUCUCCGCCACUCACGACGACGAUGACCCUUUUGAACCCACCGGUUUCAUCACCGCUUUUUCUACUUGGUCGCUCGAACCCUACCCAGUAUUUGCGCAAUCCUCAAUUUCAUUUGCCGGACACUUAGCGGAGCUGGAGCGGGUGCUCGAAACGACGUCGUCUUCGUCCAGUUCAUCUACUUCUUCUUCCGUUGUGGUGGAGAAUCUUCGGGCUUAUUUGCAGAUUAUUGAUGUGGCUUCUAUUCUGAGGUUGGAUUAUGAUAUAUCGGACCACGCGUUUCAGCUAUUCAGGGAUUGUUCUUCGGCUACGUGUUUGAGGAAUCGGAGUGUUGAAGCGCUUGCUACUGCUGCUCUUGUACAUGCUAUUAGGGAAGCUCAAGAGCCAAGAACUCUCCAGGAAAUAUCAGUUGCAGCCAAUUUACCUCAGAAGGAAAUUGGGAAGUACAUAAAGAUUCUUGGAGAAGCGUUACAACUCAGUCAACCUAUCAAUAGUAAUUCUAUCUCAGUCCAUAUGCCAAGGUUUUGUACACUUCUUCAGCUGAAUAAAUCUGCUCAGGAGCUGGCAACUCACAUUGGUGAAGUAAUCAUCAAUAAAUGCUUUUGCACGCGAAGGAAUCCAAUUAGUAUCUCUGCUGCUGCUAUAUAUUUGGCAUGUCAACUAGAAGACAAGCGGAAGACCCAGGCUGAAAUAUGUAAGGUGACUGGACUCACUGAGGUUACUCUUCGUAAGGUGUACAAGGAGCUUUUGGAGAACUGGGAUGAUCUCCUACCAUCAAGUUAUAAACCGGUUGUUCCACCAGAUAAGGCUUUUCCUUCAGCUGCCAUUCCUACAGGCCGUUCAUCAACACUUAGAGUUGAUUUAGUUGAGGGAACUUCAUCUGAGAGGGACAAGCCUGUUAAACCAGUCGACUCAUUAGAUGCAUCUCCUCAGAUCAGAUCAAAGGAGGACUCCCAUAGCAAAGAUAAUGAUACAACUCAAAUAUCUUGGCCAACACCAUUUUGGAAGCCUCAAGCUCCUGCUGAAGGUGGUGUUACAACAGCUACAGAGAAGAGUCAGAAUGCUACUCAAGAAAUGGAUAUUGAUUAUGUAUAAUUUUCUAUUCAAAUUGAUUUCAACUUUAAUGAACUGAUAAAGAAAGCCUUAUGUAAAAUAAAAAUUCUUUAUCAUACCUUUAAA